Molecule: messenger RNA, 904 nt
Organism: Armigeres subalbatus
Lineage: Eukaryota; Metazoa; Arthropoda; Insecta; Diptera; Culicidae
Product: peroxynitrite isomerase THAP4-like
Exons: 3
Coding region: 163-645 (160 amino acids)
Source: RefSeq, a predicted model, not a curated record
UACGUUUUAGUUGUAGGAUCUUUUAAAACGCUAAGCUAGAUAUACGACGUUUGAGUUUUUUUUUACUUCUUCUGUUUUGCUUGCUGCGGGCUGGCUUGUUUUGUUUGUUUGGAAUUUACAUUUCGCAAUAAGUUUGAUUAUUUUAAUCAGAUCAAAUUAGAUAUGGCCAAGAUUCACGAAGCUCUGAAACCAAUCCAGUGGCUUAUUGGAACAUGGGAAUCGGUGAGUGCGAAAGGUCACUUUCCAACCAUCAAGGACUUCGUCUAUUCUGAAACACUGAAAUUUGAAUCCCUCGGCCAACCGCUUCUCAACUAUGAAGCCCGGUCACACAACACUGCGACGGGAGCUCCAAUGCAUCUGGAGAGUGGUUUCUUACGAAUCAAACCAGGAACCAACCAACUGGCUUUCAUGAUAUCUCAUAAUUUUGGCCUUGUCGUGCUGGAGGAAGGCACGGCCAAGGAAAACGAACUCGAAUUGGAAUCGAGAUCCGUCGGUCGCAUGUCGUUCGCAAAGGAUCCCUCAGUGAAGGCUCUUAGGAAAUUCUACAAACUCAAUGAAGACGGUACGCUGGAAAUAAGGACUGACAUGGAAACAACAAACACGGCUAUGACCAAUCACUUAGUUGCCGUUUAUAAAAGAAAAUAACUUAACGUUUAAUCACUUUAAUUAUUUUUUUAUAUCAUGGAAUGUGGUGAGGAAUGUUGUUAUUGGAAUCCGUAUCCAGAUAUGUCGUUGACGCAAUUGACUGAGGCGCUGAAGACGGCAGUUCGUAUGAUGGCAUAUCGUAGCAGUAAUCCAGAGGAUGAGUUGGGGGUGUUGUUGAAAGCAGUUCACUUCGCAGAUGCUGAAUGUAUUGGAUAGCAAGUCUGAAAAUAAAAAGUAAUCCUAUAUUUUACGUACCCAA